UGAAAUCCUCACUUGAAGUUAUAUCUUAUAUCUUUCAAUAUACUAUAUUAUGGUUUAUUGGUUUUACUUUCUGUAACUUCCACGGUCACGGCACUUCCAACUAUUAGCGUUAGUUCCUUUCUCAACUAAUACCACAUCCAAGUAACCGGUUUAGAUGUACGUAAACAACAAGUUCUAAAAUAAGCUAGACCAUUCCUACAAUGAACUCCGCCUGGAUUAGUUUCAUCUUACUGAUUGGUAACGCAUUAGGUUGCGACAAAACGAAUUGCGUAACCUUGUCGUUAUGCCCCGCUCUUCAAAGGUACGUCACAAACCCGGUAACGAAUUUGGCGCUUAGAAAUGUUGAAAAAUUAAUUUGCGAAAUUGACGAAGACGUGCGAAUUUGCUGUGAUCAAAUGGCCAUCGCUAAUCUUCAGAAGGAAAGCAAAUCUUUUUAUGACAAUACGAAGACCUGCGGAAUUCAGGAUCCUACUUACGAGUUCCCAUGGAUGGUCGGUUUAUUUGCUUUUGGGAGGCCGCUUUGUAGCGGUGCUCUUUUGAAUGAACGUUACGUGUUAACUUCGGCAAGUUGCAUAUCGUACAACGGAAGCUUAGAUCUAUUUAGUAUUCUACUGGGGGAUCUCAACCUGAAGAGCAAUUCUUGUAAUCAAACAAAUUACGCGACUAAAGAAUGCAUACAGAUGAAAUUUUUGUCAGUCGAAGAAACGAUUCCUCAUCCAUUGUUUAACGGAACCUUCAACAAUGUGGGGUUGAUUCGCUUAAAUGAGAGUGUCGUGUACACAGAUUACAUUCAACCCAUUUGCCUACCAGAGGCUACAUCCAAUUGGCCCGCAAUGAAUUCAAUGUACACCUCCGCAUUUAACUUUGACCCAAAAACUGAAAGGGAAAAGUUCAAGAGAACUACAACUGUAAUUCUAAAACCACUGGAUAUGUGCAGGGAAUGGUAUAAAAGUCAUGGUCACACAAUAACGUUAAACGAACUCAACUUUUGCUCCAUUGACAAGGAUGAUACGCCGCCGGCAUUCGCCAGUACAGUCGUCGACUGUGGAGCACCAGUCGUCACUUUUCAUAACAAUAUAUGGUAUGCUGAAGGAAUAGUUUCUUUGCCUACGAAUGUUACUGAUCGACAGAGACCGAUCGUACACACCAAUGUUAGUUAUUAUUUGGAUUGGAUACACAGUAAUAUGAAGGAUUGGGAAUAAGUGACUGAAGAUUUAAUCCAAUGUUGCGCUGUUAUUAUGCUCAUUAUAUGUUUGCCUUAGUCGUGUACGUCGAUUUCAAAAAAGGAAUUGAAAUAUAUUGUUGCUUUCAGAA
This is a messenger RNA of Photinus pyralis (common eastern firefly), 1314 nucleotides long. Its product is annotated as melanization protease 1-like. The coding region runs from base 201 to 1202 and encodes 333 amino acids. Gene Ontology annotation, molecular function: serine-type endopeptidase activity. The record is from RefSeq and is a predicted model, not a curated record. Lineage: Eukaryota; Metazoa; Arthropoda; Insecta; Coleoptera; Lampyridae. Gene Ontology annotation, biological process: proteolysis. The transcript has 5 exons.